Molecule: messenger RNA, 1991 nt
Organism: Danaus plexippus (monarch butterfly)
Lineage: Eukaryota; Metazoa; Arthropoda; Insecta; Lepidoptera; Nymphalidae
Product: stabilizer of axonemal microtubules 2
Exons: 13
Coding region: 155-1714 (519 amino acids)
Biological process (GO): microtubule anchoring
Cellular component (GO): centriole; sperm flagellum; axonemal microtubule
Molecular function (GO): microtubule binding
Source: RefSeq, a predicted model, not a curated record
AUCAAGCUGUCAGUUUACUAUGAACUAUAUUUUCGAUAGCUAUGUUUUUGUAAAAUUAUUUUCAGUUCAUAAACAUUUUAGUUUGUAGAUUUGUUUUUAUAUAUUUUUUUUCAUCACAGUAAUAUUUUACCAAAGGACAUAUUAUAUUUAAAUCAUGCCAGAGUGUGUACCCUGCCCGGCGGCGGCACCUUGUAUGCCCACAGCUGGGGUUAAAUGUGGGCCAAAAGAUGGGAAGCCGAUGGACGGACGACAGGAACACUCCUGUCCCUGUCGGUCUUGCUGUUGUGGGAAGCCGGCUGCCGUUAAACCAUGCUACAAGCAACCCAGGAUACCUGAUUCGUACGCUCCACGCCGCUGCUACAUGAAGCCAAGCGCUCCAGUGGAAUCUUGCACCACAUACAAGCUCUCUUAUUUGCCUGUUGAUGGAUGUCAGAACUUGAGAGGCGUCGCUCGCAAACCUCCACCGAACCUUGUACCUAGCUGUGAGCCCAUGGAGGCUUGCACGGUUCAAAAGAUGUCCUUCUUGCCAAAUCCGGUGUGCGUCACACAACCCAUACGCCCAUGUCACCACGACAUGUGGGGCCAGGGACCGAUGCAGAACAUCACAACACAACGCCACGACUACGUUCCUAAGCCCUGCGUACUCCGCGAGAGUUGCAAGCCACCGGCGAAGUUCCAUUGUGUGGAACAGCCCUUUGAAAAUCGCACUGUGAACAAGCUAUCUUACUUGCCGCCUGAGAAGAUUGAAUUGGUCAAAUCAUACGCCCCGGAACGUUGUUACGAGCGACCAGCGGCUAAAAUGGAUGGCAGCACUACACACAAAUUGAGCUAUAUGCCAAAUCAGAUCAUGCCAAAGGAGCCUCUGCCUUGGGCUUGUAAAGGACAAUAUCAAAAGCCCUGUCAGAAGUUGGAGGGAAACACGACUUAUACAAUGAGUUAUUUGGAUUCACAAAGUGAUUGUCGAAGGCGCGCCAUAAUACCAGACAGCUGCACCAAUCCCGUAACGGCUUCGAAAAGAUUCGAAACACAGACUAUCUAUAAGAACAGUUAUCUUCCAACGACGGCCCCCAUUCCUCAUCCUAUAAAGCCUCUUCCAAAUCUCGUUCCAUCCACAGCGCAAAUGGAAGGCGAUACUGUCCAGAAGUUAUCCUUCUUGCCAAAUCCGGUGUGCGUCACACAACCCAUACGCCCAUGUCACCACGACAUGUGGGGCCAGGGACCGAUGCAGAACAUCACAACACAACGUCACGACUUCGUGCCCAAGCCGACUGUAUUGCGCGAAUCUUUCAAACCGGCUCAUAAAUUCCAUUGUGUAGAACAGCCCUUUGAAAAUCGAACAGUAAAUCGGAUGUCGUAUUUAGACCCGGGAAGGCAGCCGCCUCCGGAGUCCUAUGCUCCUAGCAGAUGUUACGAGAAACCUGCAGCCAAAAUGGAAAGCGAUACGAUACAGAAGAUGUCCUAUCAAGCUGUGUGCGCGUCAGCACCUCAACGGCCGCCGUGGGCAUGCAAAGGGCAGUACCAAAAGCCCUGUCAAAAGUUGGAAGGUACCACAAUAUACCGAUCGUCUUUCCUACCUCCCGGCGAAGAUUGCACCGAGUAUAUGGACCCUUGUUCGUAUGGCGACUGCAAACCCUGUAAUUGUGUCUGUCCCGCUCAAUGCAUAGCUACCGACCCUUGUGCCUGUAACUUUCCCAGAGCCGAAUGUUGUACGUAAUGUCGUGACGUUGUCGUGUCGUGGCUUCUAAAUUCAUGUGACCCAAGAUGGCGGUCUAGCGUCAUUUGAUUAGAAAUUUGACGUGUUUAAAUUAUUGUUAAUUCAAUACAAAGCGUUCAAAGUAAAACUAUUUGGAAUAUUUUCUUUUUAUAGCAAUUUACUAGGUUUGUUAUAAAUAGUUUAAAUUAGUUUUUUAAUACAAUAAUUUACUAGUUACGCUUUUUACGUUAAAUUUAAAUUAUGUAUACUUAAACGAAUAAAGGUUUUUUUAUUGAAA